AUGGGAGGUGCUAACCUGGAAGUGUUUAAGUUUGCAGCGUAUUUAUUCUUCCCUAUAGCAUUCAUGUACCAUUUUGGAGACCCUGACUGGUACGAAAGACAUGUAGAGCCUGCCAAAGAAGCUUUCUGGCCUAAGGAAGAAGAAACACAUAAACCAGCGAAGGAUCCAGAAAGUCUGAGAGCACAACUCGAGGAAAUUAAGAGCAGACGGAAGAAUGGAGCUACAGGAAAGCAAUCACAACAAGAACAACAACCACAACGUUUAGUGUGA
Wallemia mellicola CBS 633.66 is the source of this 270-nucleotide messenger RNA. RefSeq lists its product as hypothetical. Bases 1 to 270 code for a protein of 89 amino acids. Gene Ontology annotation, biological process: mitochondrial respiratory chain complex IV assembly. Gene Ontology annotation, cellular component: mitochondrial inner membrane; mitochondrion. The transcript is spliced from 4 exons. The record is from RefSeq and is a predicted model, not a curated record. Lineage: Eukaryota; Fungi; Basidiomycota; Wallemiomycetes; Wallemiales; Wallemiaceae.